AUGUCGAACGCCACCUACCGGUUCGAACUAGCCAAGACCGGCCGUGCAAACUGCCAAAACUCUGCAUGCAAGGCUGCAGGUCUGAAGAUCGAGAAAGGGGAAUUGAGAUUUGGCACCCUGGUGAGCUUUCAGGACCACUUCACGUGGAAGUGGAAGCACUGGGGAUGUGUUACUCCUGCUCAGAUCAAAAACAUCCAAGAGCAGGUGGGGCCACUAGAGGGCCUUGAUCUCGACGAUGAUCUUCCCAGAAUCCUGGAUGGCUACGAUGAACUUUCUCCAGAGGCAUGUGAAAAGGUCAAAUUUGCGCUGCUUCACGGCCACGUUGCGGAUGAGGACUGGAAGGGAGAACCGGAGCUGAAUCGGCCUGGACAGAAGGGCAUCAACAAACGUACCCCAAAGAAGAAGAAGGAUGCCGAGCAAGAUGACGCAGCAGCAGCAAACGAAGAUGGCACUCCGAGCAAGCCGAAAGCGAGGAAGAGCCGAGCAAAGAAGGUCAAGACGGAACCCGAAGAUGACGAAGACGAUCUAGCUCUCUCGCCGCCGCCAAAGAUGAAAAGUAAAGGCCGCAAAGUGAAGGCUGAAGAUGAUGAAGAAGGACUUGCCUCGCCUCCACCUGUCAAGAAGCCCAGAGGCCGAAAGCGGAAGACUCCCGACAAGGGUGAAGAGGAAGCGGAGGAGGCGAAACCGACGAGAAAACCACGCGCCAAGAAGGUCAAAACAGAGGAGCAAGAUACAGUCAUUGAAGACCUCAUCAGCGCCCAACACGGGAACUCAGAUGAUGCUCCAGCCCCUAAAUCUGAGGCGAAGGGAAAGAAAACAAGAGCGAAAAAGGUCAAGCGUGAGAGCUUAGACGAAGACGAUGCCCCUGUGACGUCGAAAGCCAAGACAGCGAAGUCCAAGAAAGCAAAGAAAGUCAAGGCAGAGAUUGAGGAAGACGCCAACCCAGAUGCUGACGAGGCAUAUGAGGUCUCGGCACCUGAAUUGUCGCCCACCGCUGCCGACGAGGAUGACGAGGAUGCGGAGGAGCCAGAAGUGAAACCAAAGAAGAAGAGCACGAAGGCAGCCCCUGGCAAGUCCAGAGCAAAACGCAAGGCUACAUAA
Molecule: messenger RNA, 1101 nt
Organism: Capronia coronata CBS 617.96
Lineage: Eukaryota; Fungi; Ascomycota; Eurotiomycetes; Chaetothyriales; Herpotrichiellaceae
Exons: 4
Coding region: 1-1101 (366 amino acids)
Molecular function (GO): zinc ion binding; DNA binding
Source: RefSeq, a predicted model, not a curated record